UCGCACUGGAUGUCCCGAAUGGUUUUACUUUACAGAUUAGUGUUUUUUCCUUCAUGUUUCUCCCAUAGUUUGGUUUUCAUUGGUUUCAGACAAUUGAGAUGGCUAGUCCCAGUUACCAUCUCAAGUUUGGCAAAGGUGCUGCGGAGUCAGUAGAUCAAUAUUUGGAAUAUAGACGAAUUGUUGGUGAGGACGAUGGCGGUCAUAGUGGUGAGUUAUUAUCACCAGAGCAGUAUGAAGCCUACAAGAAAGAGGUCAUUCCAGCCAGAAUGAAGAAUCGACUAUUUGUGAGUUGGACCUCUCCUAGAGGCUGGGACUGCAAGCUUGUUGGACCAGAAACUCCAUGCUUUUGUCAACAUAGGUACAAGCAGCACAAAACAGACUUCAAGGAGCUACCUACAGAGCGGCCGAUCCUACUACCAUGUCGGGUCAAAGGUUGCAAAUGUAGAUCCUACAAUUACGUCCCCCUGAAUGGAAGUCGUCCACUUCGCUGCCGUUGUAAACACUUCACUGAUGAACACUCCGAAGACCCAAGUCAUGCCUGUAUGAAAUCCAGCUGCAACUGCGUCUCUUUCAAGAGUUCCUUCACUUGUUCCUGUGAGCAGCCGACGUACCUCCAUGAGAUGAUAAUUGAGACCAAGGAAGAGAGACUGGCCAGGGGUCAUCCUGUGGGCCACGACACACCGUACGCAGCUAUGGGCGGCCUGACGGGGUUCAGCUCGCUCGCUGAGGCAUACAUGAGGCUAGAUGACAGCGGAAUAGGUCCAGCCAGUGAGGAGUUCCUUAACCAGCCAAUCACCUCAUCCGAUAAUCCUUUCCUUCGGAUGCAUGCAAACACCUUCAAGGAGCUUGAGGGCCCUGAUAAGAAAGUAGACGCUCUGACCGAGAAGAUGGCAAACUUUAAGAUGACCGGAACCGAUGCAGAUAUGGACUAUUAUGAGAUGAGGUACCAACAGAGGCUAAAAGAAGACAGAAUGAAGAAAAGAAGUGUGCAGCCUAGACCUGUCUCAAAACCAGCACAAGGGGGCGCUGUUUCAGGCAGUGCAAAAGCUAAGCCUGUUAGCGCAAAGACCAGUAGAGGACCAACAAGAAGUGCUGUCAAGAAAUAAGCUGAGAUGUCGGUUGGAAAAAC
Messenger RNA from Asterias rubens (European starfish), 1129 nucleotides. RefSeq names its product protein FAM221A-like. Bases 99 to 1106 code for a protein of 335 amino acids. The record is from RefSeq and is a predicted model, not a curated record. The transcript is spliced from 6 exons. NCBI's taxonomy places the organism in Eukaryota, Metazoa, Echinodermata, Asteroidea, Forcipulatida, Asteriidae.